CACAUCUAGAUCCAAGCGAUUUCGAUGGAUCUCCGUGGAUUAUUGUUCUUAUUCUUCGCUAUAUUCUCCGUCCUGCUUCAAUCCUCCACUUCCCAGAUUAGUUCUUCUAGCGUCUUCAACAAUCCUUCCAAAGUCAAGCAGGUUUCAUCGAAACCCAGGGCGUUUGUGUAUGAAGGGUUUCUCACGGAAUUGGAAUGUGAUCAUAUGGUUUCUCUUGCAAAAGCGAGCUUGAAGAGAUCUGCUGUUGCUGAUAAUGAUAGUGGAGAGAGCAAAUUCAGCGAGGUUCGAACCAGCUCUGGCACGUUUAUCUCCAAAGGAAAGGAUCCCAUUGUUUCUGGUAUAGAAGACAAGAUUUCCACUUGGACAUUUCUUCCAAAAGAAAACGGGGAAGACAUUCAGGUAUUGAGAUACGAGCACGGACAAAAAUACGAUGCUCACUUUGACUACUUUCAUGACAAAGUCAACAUUGUCCGUGGUGGACACCGCAUAGCAACAGUUCUUAUGUAUCUAUCCAAUGUGACUAAAGGUGGAGAAACCGUAUUCCCUGAUGCAGAGGUACCUUCUCGCCGAGUACUCUCUGAAAACAAAGAAGAUCUUUCUGAUUGUGCUAAGAGAGGAAUCGCCGUGAAACCAAGGAAAGGGGAUGCUUUGUUGUUCUUCAACCUCCACCCAGACGCAAUCCCAGACCCAUUGAGCCUUCACGGUGGAUGUCCCGUGAUCGAAGGAGAGAAAUGGUCGGCAACCAAGUGGAUCCACGUGGACUCAUUCGAUAAGAUUGUGACACCAAGUGGAAACUGCACGAAUAUGCACGAGAGCUGUGAGAGAUGGGCAGUUCUUGGGGAAUGCACAAAGAAUCCAGAGUACAUGGUUGGAACUACAGAGCUUCCUGGCUAUUGCAGGCAUAGCUGUAAGGCUUGUUAGACUUGAUUUUACCUCUUCUUCUUCUUGUUCUGUGCCAUAAAACUCUCAAAGUUUUCUGUUUUUCGGAGUUUCUUUUGUUGUUGUUUCUUGUAGAGUUGUUGUCGUUAAUGAAAUUUGUUCUAAGGG
Molecule: messenger RNA, 1047 nt
Organism: Arabidopsis arenosa
Lineage: Eukaryota; Viridiplantae; Streptophyta; Magnoliopsida; Brassicales; Brassicaceae
Source: the annotation of a GenBank genome assembly